This is a messenger RNA of Ixodes scapularis (black-legged tick), 1368 nucleotides long. RefSeq names its product NLR family CARD domain-containing protein 3-like. NCBI's taxonomy places the organism in Eukaryota, Metazoa, Arthropoda, Arachnida, Ixodida, Ixodidae. Bases 1 to 1368 code for a protein of 455 amino acids. Gene Ontology annotation, molecular function: GTPase activator activity; small GTPase binding. The record is from RefSeq and is a predicted model, not a curated record. Gene Ontology annotation, biological process: activation of GTPase activity; nucleocytoplasmic transport. The transcript has 3 exons. Gene Ontology annotation, cellular component: cytosol; perinuclear region of cytoplasm; nucleus.
AUGUCUUCCGACAAGGACCUGCUCGAUUCCAAUAUGGUCGGCGUACGAGGAGCGCAGCGCUUCGCCAAGUUGCUGAGGACCAACAAGACGUUGCUGAGUGUGAGCCUCUUCACGACGAAGAUAAUUGACAAAGGCGCUGUUGCAAUUGGUCAAGCCCUUGCGGCGAACAGCACACUCGAGCUCCUCAUGAUAGGCGGGAACUCCAUCGGUCCCACAGGUGCUCAAGCCAUCGCCUCGUCCCUUGAGCUGAACACCACCUUGACCUACGUCGACCUUCAGUGCAACCACCUAGAUAACAGCGGUGCCGUUUUCCUCGCUCGGAUGCUCCAGUCCAACAAAACGCUCCGGACACUCGACAUGGGCAGAAGUUUCAUUCGCAGCGAUGGUAUAGUGGCAAUCGCUGAUUCACUCACGAACAACCCGACGCUCCUGGAGCUCUCCAUUGACGGGAGCCUGUUCACUGAAGAAGCGGUUGCGGCGUUUGCGCGCCUCGUCGCCUCCAAGAAGACGCUGAAGCACUUUCAUGCCACGCCAGGUUGCUGCCUUAGGUCAGCGGCGCCAUUCAAAGAAUUUGUCGAAGCCUUGGCGCUCAACCGAUUGCUUGCAGGCAUCGAAUUUUCCGCGGAGUAUCCCUGCUCGAUGCAGACACUCUUGCAAAAGCUGCGAUGCCACGAAACGCUUCGAGACCUUUCUAUCCAGACCAACGCACUGGACACCAGUCUUCUUUUCAACGCCCUGGCCUCCAACCGAUCGGUGCGAACAUUCGAAGUCGACAGCGUCUUGAGCUUGAGGAGUCUCAUGGCCUUGGCGAACCUACUUCGCGUCACGACAACCAUCCGCCCGGUAACUGUCAUGGACAAGGUUCGCAACACGUCCCUGAUGUGGCUCGUGCGCGGCCUGGCGUCCAACUCAAGCAUCUGGAGGUUCCGCGACUGUUCUAACAAACUCGGUGUCAGCCUCGGCAGAACGAUUGCCACGAUGCUUGUGGAGAACAUAACGCUCAGCGUUUUGAUCCUAGACGCUGCUCCCGUGGACGAACUCGGCCUUGUAACCCUGUUCGUCCUCAAGAUUGCGACGGACAACAGCUCUGCGGCAGCCUUCCAGCUAUAUCGGCGGAACGAGUACUUCGUGCACGAACUUUCUUUGCGUCCCGAAGGGUUGUCAGCGUUUUCCGUUGAUUCACUCGUCUGUGAAGCGAACAAGUACAUCCUGGAGAACUACUUUGUGAUCACCGGUGUGGUCAAGGGCGAGCUGGUUUGCCUGAGGCCGCAGAGGAGGACGGCGCUCACCGCGCAGCUUGACGAACUGAACGCGUACUGCCUCUACGUGGUCGCCUCCUAUUUGAAGGUGUCCGACGUUAAAGGCUGA